UGAAAAAUAACCUAUACUUUUACACCCACAAAUACUUUUGUCUACAUAGAUGACGUCACACAGCAAUAUGGCAGCUUCCGACAAAACAUCAACAAGUGGCACUGCUGCAACUGGACCUCUCGAAAGAUUACGUAGAGUGUCAAAAGAGGAUGUAUGCUUCAAGAUAUUGCCAGCACUCGGGGGAGUGAGUUACCAACUGUUUUCAGCGCACAUCAUGAAUCCAAACUGUUUUCGGGAUCUCUUUGAUGACCAUCAUGUUGUUGUAGCCAACAGCUUGUGGUUCCAGUCCCACAUUGGAGUGGGCUUGUACAUGUUUGGAAGCAAACAUCUCCAACAGGUGUCUGUUCAAAGAAGAAUUCUCUACAGUGUGUUUGGUUCAUUUCUCUUCAACUUUGGAUCUGUUUUGUUUUGGGCAACAUGUAAAAGUCUGCUGUUCCCACAACCUGUUGUAAGGACCAUAUUUGGUCUUGGAUCAGGAUUUGUUCUGUUAUUUAUUGGCAGAGAAUAUGUUGAAUACAUUGAUGCCAGAUUAUCCAAAGCUUCUUAACUUAGUACGAUGAACUACCUCUGUGCUCUAGUCGAAAUAAUGAGUGCCAGUUGAGUGUUGUGUUGAUAGCUAGAAAUGAUCGGUGAUUGAGGAUGAGGGUUUGUGUGGAUUGCGUUACAUGUUCUUCAUGUGACAUGCUGUUACAUGUUUUACAACAGCAGUUUUUGAUAUUUGCAAUUUGCAAUAACCAGUUUGCUAGUGUUUAUCAUUAUCAGUGCAGUACCCAAUAUUUACAAGGGGUUGAAGGGAUAUUGUUUGCUUGAAAUUUGCUGUACUUAUGUUUUAGUCUGCAAACACAUUUCUUUAUUUUUUUAAGUUACUUGUUUACUUGUUGAAUGUGCCUUCAUAUUUUAUGUAGAAGUGCUCUGAGUCUGAUGCAUGGGAUAUAUACCUUUGAGAGUAUGUACAAAUUAGCAAAUCACCACACUUUUAUGUGUAGAUAUCAUAUAUAGAUAUUUCUGAUGCUUGCAUCAUUUAUGUUGCCUUUAGAACAAUUCACCUGGAAAAUAAUUAUGAACUGCUAACUAUAUUAUGUUUCCAUUUCCAUAAAAUAACCAUUUAAAAAAUAGAUCAUGAAUGUAUUUUCUGAUGAAAAACAUUGUUUACAAGAGACAAAGUCAUAUUCAAAUGUAGAACCAAAACUGAUUAGUGGUAUGCAAUGACAUAGUAUUUAAGUAUUCCAUGCCACUAUUUCAGUGUUCCAUGCCACUACUUAAGUAUUUCAUGGCACUAUUUAUUUGACUGCCCUUUUGGCUGCCUCCCCUGCUGUAUACAUGAUGUGACUGACUGACUGAGUUUGGUUUUACGCCGCUUUUAGCAAUAUUCCAGCAAUAUCACGGCGGGGGACACCACAAAUGGGCUUCACUCAUUGUACCCAUGUGGGGAUUCGAACCCGGGUCUUCGGCGUGACGAGCAAACGCUUUAACCACUAGACUACCCCACUGCCCCAUACAUGAUGUGACCAAGUACUCAGGACCAUCUGGAGGAAUAUACAGCAGUCUCCUCGUUCCAGUUUUCCAUCAUUUAUCAUUUAUGAAAAGAGGUCUGUGUCAUGGAUAUUUGCAAGGGACACUUGGAAAUUUUUAAAAGAAAUAUUUAGUGGUAUAUAUUGCAUAACCUUUUUUUAAGGUGUGUAUCUGUGGUAAAUUAUGUGAAUUUGACAUGUUCGUCAUGUUUUAUUGGAAGGAGAAACUGCAGCAUGAAACCAGACCAAUUUUAUUCCUUGUUUUACAGAUCUGCCGGUCGUAUUUUUUUCAAGAAUAAGAAAAAAACCAAUUUCCCUGCUCGAAAAAUAAAAUCCUAAUGUUAAGAUACACGGAAGCAAGACUUCGACUACGCAAAGCAGUUUGUUGGACACUAAAACACCAGUAUCUGUUCUCAGUAACUUUAAACUGAAUUAUCUAACAAUAUUUGUGUUAGAAAUCAGUCCUUCGAGAGCCUCAGAGAGUGUUAACUUGAAAAACAAUGCCUUUGAAAAACUCAUGUGGGUUUUCGCUUUGACUGGUGAUUUUUUAUUUAUUUUUUCCCCUCCUGCAUUUAGGUUUUCUGAGGACAAAAAUCCGUAAAACAAUGAAUAAAAUUGGUCUGGCCUUAGAAAAUAACAUAAGUUUGUGUUUAUGUAAUUUAGUGCACAAGCCUGUAUGGCUGAAACAUUUGUUCAUAUCCGGGACAAGAUUUUCUGGACUGAUUUUCUUUGGUAGUUAUUUGUGAUUCAUCACUAUUUGAAAUGAUUACAUAUGCAAGAAUUGAGAAAAUGAAACAGCUGCUCUUUAUCAUGUUUUUCUGUUUCGUUUCAUGAAAAAUAUAAUUCAUUUAUCGCAAGAAGCAUCCUCUUUUAUCCAAUGUAUUAUAACAGAUGUUAUGUUAUGAUGAAUACCCAUUAGCUGCCAUAUGUACCAUUUAGAAGUGACCUCACAGCACAUGCUGCCUUAUCUCUAACUUUGCACAGUAUUUAUGUUGCACCUGAGCAUAAUAUCAAUGACAAAUCAAAAUGUCUCUUCUGACAAUAUCGGGAAUACGGCAUAUAUCUUUGUUCAAACUCAUCACCUUAUUCCAACUAUCACUCCACAAAUUUAAUAGAAUCAGAAGACUGUUCUAAUGACAAAUGUUACAGCUUGGAAAUGUUUCCUCCUUAGUAAUAAGAUGGAGAAAGAAGCCAUUUAAUUUCAGCAUGUUCAAACUGUAUUUGUGAUAGCACAUUGAAGUUGAGUCAGGUAUUGGAGAUAUCACAACUUCUCCCUGUCACAAACAUAAACACUGAUGCAUUUUGAUUGGAUGUCUAUUUUUAGUGUAGUGUCAUAUGAACAGCAUUCAAACCAAUGGUCUGAUGGUUCCAGGGAAUUUAUCAUGACAUACACAUAAUGCACUGGAUAUACCAGGAUGGCCAGUAGGAAAUCCAAGUCCUUGAGUCUAGUAGGGUGAUUGGGUUAGUUUCAGACACUGAUUAAGAUGGAGCUCUUGAACAAAACUGCUUUAAAGAUUUAACUUAUUAAGUUUGAAUGUACACAUUUGUAGAUUAUGCAGUAUUUCUGAUUAAUGAUUUUGUUGUCUAAAGAUUUUAUCCUAACGCUGCCUUCAGUGCUUGAAUGUGGUGAGAAGAGAUGGUUUAUAGUCAAACCAUAUUUUCUCAGUGAUAUUUUCAGUAUUGCCCAUCUAUAUUCAAACACUACACUGCUGGGGGCACCACAGUGGCAUUAAGAACAAAAAUAUCCUCAGAGCACCUGUUUCAUGUGGUUAUCAUUCCUGUUGUCUGUGUUGCUGCCACAACCAACACGCUAUAGUUAAUUGCACAAUCUUCCACAAAUAAAGAUAAAAGUUACUAGAGUAACUCUGAGAUGUGUGAUAAAACUGAACAUUCACUCAUGUAUUUGAAAUAUGUCUGUUGUAACAAAAGGGCAUUUGUAUUGUUAGUGUUAAAAGUUCUAUUUUCCAAAGACCGCAGUGCCAAAAAGGAGGAAUGAAGUUAAUUCAGCAACCAGAAAUUGCAUCUGAAGCCAAAAUUCGUUUUGGAAGUCGACUUAGACAGUAUGUGAUGUAAUUGGUGCAAUUUGUUCAAACAGAACAAAACUCAGCAAAUGAUCUCUAUUUUUGUGACAUUUUCCAGAUUUUGGAUUAAGCUAUGGUCAAGGGGCAAUCUGGGCAAACAAAAUCAGUGAACAUUCCACGUAGCAAAUCCAGAUAAAGAAAAAUGAAUUGGCUAUUUAAUAUCAGGGGUUUAGGCUGGUGAUUUGUUUAAAAUCAAAAAUGUUUUUGAGGAAAUGUGUCUUUAAGACCCUCCAAUCCAACCAACUUCUCUUUUCUGUUUGUAAGUUAUUUCUUAUCAGUAAAAUGAUGCAAUAACAUUAUCAAUAUUUUAAUAGUCAGUAAGUACUGUAUUAAUGAUCAUGAACUGUUAAUGAUCAAAGCCUACAACAUAAAAUAAAUGUGUCCCUGUCCCUGAUCUUGUGGUCAGUCAUGAAUUAAUGGAACAAAGCUUAAUUUGAGGUGCUGUGUAACCAGACUGUAUUGAAACAUGUCAGUUACUAUCAGUUGUUGCGAGGUCUGUUAUUUGGAAGAUAUAGAUUCAUGAUAUGUUUCAGAACACAUACAGUAUUGAACAUAUUAGGCACUGUCAACUGAUCAAAGCAUAAUAUUGUUUGUUACGUUUACAGCGAAUAUUGGCUGUUCAUAUUUACACAUUCUUCAUAUUCCUCUGUCAAAGUAUAUGCAGAUUUACAAUGAAAACCACUUGUGUUUGUCUAUUUUCUUGCUUGUAUCAGCUUGACAAUGUAAGUCUAUAUCAUUUUGUUGAUUUUAUGGAGUUUUAGCUUACAUAUAUAUACAGUGUUAUACACCUAGAUAGUUUGAAUACUUAUUAGUCUAUUCCGAGAAUAAAUGUUUACUCUGUAUUUUGUUACAUUA
Molecule: messenger RNA, 4447 nt
Organism: Haliotis rubra (blacklip abalone)
Lineage: Eukaryota; Metazoa; Mollusca; Gastropoda; Lepetellida; Haliotidae
Exons: 2
Coding region: 50-547 (165 amino acids)
Source: RefSeq, a predicted model, not a curated record